Zootoca vivipara (common lizard) is the source of this 6476-nucleotide messenger RNA. The record is from RefSeq and is a predicted model, not a curated record. Lineage: Eukaryota; Metazoa; Chordata; Lepidosauria; Squamata; Lacertidae.
AGUGCUUGCAGGCUGGUUAAUUCCCCCACCCAAUGCAUUAAAAAAAAUGACAAAACCUUCAAACAUCUGAGGUGCUGGAAUCGAUCCACCCACCACCUGCCCCAGAAACGGUCAAGGUUUAUCACUAACAGAAUCUUGAACAGGCCAGUUGGUGUUGAAAUUGGCCGCCUUUCCCUGUUCCCAUCUUGGAUAAUUAUAAACCAUACAAAUGUGCAAAAGUGCGGAGUCACCGUUCUCCAUGCCAGCCAUGGAAAAUUAAUCUUGCGUCUCUAUCCAUUCCUGCUAAUACACCAAAAUUUUCUAAUGGGGCUGUAGUCUGUCUCAUAGGUGGGGAACCUCUGGUUUGUGGGCUUGAUUUGGCCCACCAGGUCUCCCCAGUGGACUGUGCGACCAUUGUUGGCCAAGCCACAUCUACAUGCCCCACCCCUGACAUUAUAUAGGAUGCCCAGCGUGGGGCUGGUAAAGAUGCAGCUGGGCUAUAGGGCUGUUUGAGCAGCCAUCAGUUUGUUGGUGGCUAGAAUGAACUCCUGGAAAGGCACCAGUAAGAGGGGCUAAGCCAAGAACGACAUCUCUGGGAGCUGUGAGAAAGGGAGGGUAAAGCCAGAAGCCUAUGAACUUGCCAGAAGCCUAUGAACUACUAAGUAUAGCAGGACUGGCAGCUACAAAACCCAGGAGCUUCCAAAUUUAAUGCAGCAGCAGAAGUGCUAGAUCAAUAUUUUGCAAAAGCACCUUGCAGGUACCCAAAUUCAGGGUUUGCAUAGACCAGGCACGUCCAACAGGUAGAUCGUGAUCUACCGGUAGAUCACUGGAUGCCUGUGGUAGAUCAAUGGUAGAUCACUGGCUCCUCCCAAAGAAGCUCAACAACUUUGGCUCCCCUAAGAAAAGCUCAAUUUUUUUGCCCUGCACCCCCCCAAUGGCGCUCUCCAUCUCCCUAAAAAAAAAGCUUAAGAACAACAUUGAUCUGAAUGCCUUAAAAAAGGGCCUCCCUCCUCCCUCCAAAAGCUCAACAACUUUGACCUGAACCCCCCAAAAAGGGGUAGAUCACUGCCAGUUUUUAACUCUGUAAGUAGAUCGUAGUCUCUUGAGAGUUGGCCACCCCUGGCAUAGACCAUAGCUCAACUCUUUGCUAGCCACUCCAGUAUCCCUGCCCAGAAAACUCCAUGGACAAAGAAAACAGGCAUCCCAUCCCAUGGCAAUUUGAUUAUAAGUGAAAAUCACGCCUCUCCUCGGAUUUCCAGUCCACAAGUGUCAUCUGAGUGCAUCUGUGACCACACGUCUAAGGUAAAGGACCCCUGGAUGGUUAAGUCCAGUCAAAGGCAACUAUGUGGUUGCGGCGCUCAUGUUGCUUUCAGGCCGAGGGAGCCAGCAUUUGUCCACAGGCAGCUUUCCAAGUCAUGUGGCUAGCAUGACAAAACCGCUUCUGGCGCAACGGAAACCAGAGCGCAUGGAAACGCCGUUUACCUUCCCACCACAGCAGUACCUACCGUAUUUAUGUACUUGCACUGGUGUGCUUUCAAACUGCUAGGUUGGCAGAAGCUGGGGGACAGAGCAACAGGAGUUCACCCCAUCGCGGGGAUUCAAACCGCCGACCUUCUGAUGGGCAAGCCCAAGCGGCUCAGUGGUUUAGACCACAGUGCCACCCAUAUCCCUGCUGAUGUCGGACCUAAAAGGCAUCAAGGUCUUCCACGGUAUCGAGAAGUGGAGCCAAGGUCACAUCUGCACCAUACAUUUUAAUGCACACAGCUUGCCUCAAAGAAUCCUGAGAGUUGUAGUUCUUUAAGGGUGCUGGGAGGAAUUGUAACUCCGCAAGGGGUAAGCGGAGGUUCCCAGAAUUCUUUGUAGGAAGCCGUCAGUUCUAAAUAUGCUUUAAGUGUAUGUUGUGGAUGUGACCCAAUAUCAGCUUGGUUAGGUGAAGGCAAAAAAGAAAAAAAAGGCCUGGUAGAGUAAAUGGAAACGAUUCCUUUCGCUCCAAAGGGUCUUAGAGCCAACAUGGUGUGGUAGACUGGAGAGUGCUGGAUUUUGUUGGAUCACUCGAGCUCCAAAGCCAUCUAGAUUUGGGCAAAACCUGUCCAUCACUUCUUCCCAUAUGAUUGCCAGGCAAGUCCAGCCAAUCACCAUGGGUAUCCUUAGUAGAAGUAGCUGUAGAAAAAGGAAGGAUUGAUGUCCCAGGAAGUGCCUACUGUUCCACACUAACAUCAAUUUUCUUUUAUUUCCUGCUGGUCUGUAGGUUUUCCGCUACUCUUUCACAGCUCGCUACUUGAUCUAUAACCUGGGCACCAGGUAAGAACUGGACCCACACCAUAGGACAAAUUUAUUCAAAUAGAACGAGGUCUUUAUUUGCUGUAUUGUUGUUUGCAUCUAUUCCAGGGGUCCCCAAACUAAGGCCCGGGGGCCGGAUGCGGCCCAAUCACCUUCUAAAUCCGGCCCGCAGACAGUCUGGGAAUCAGCAUGUUUUUACAUGAGUAGAAUGUGUCCUUUUAUUUAAAAUGCAUCUCUGGGUUAUUUGUGGGGCAUAGGAAUUCGUUCAUUUUUUUUUUUUUUUUGAAUAUAGUCCGGCCCCCCACAAGGUCUGAGGGACAGUGGACUGGCCCCCUGCUGAAAAAGUUUGCUGACCCCUGAUCUAUUCCAUCACAUAUGCCCCUCUUCUAUAUCUUAAAGAGGUCCACAAACUUUGGGCCCUGGGUCACAAUUAUUAUCCUACUGCUGUGGAUUGGCAGAGCAGCUUUCAACAUAAACACACAUAUUCUUCAUUCUGACACACUUUACAUUUAAAAACAACGACACGGUUGUUUGUAAUACUUUGUGGUCUUAGUAAUUAUGUAAUUGGUUAUGCUUGUUAAAAGAACAUUUAAAUAAAGUGAUCUUUUUUAUUUUUAUUUUAAAAACACCCUUCCUGCUUUCCUGUUGGCUGAGAGCCAGUUUGCCAUUAUGAAAUCUCUCAAUAGGCAUUACGGUCUAUGCAUAGGGAUUAAUGUGAAAUCCAUUAGCAGAUUACAGUGCUCAGCGAUCACAUACUUAGGAUUUUUCACUCAAUGAACACACAGCUGAGUUCCCAGCAUGUACUGUGUGUGGAAAGCUAAACCCACAUGAGGGGUUUGUCACAUCUUGUAAUCCUACACUCGGGUUUCACAUUAAUUCUUACCCAGAAGUUCUCGCUGCACUGGAGUCUUGUAACUUGUGAAAUAUAUUCCUAAAUUUACACAGACACCUCCGGCCUUUCCUCAUUGGGUUAGUCCUCCAGAUCUCUAAUUAAAAAAGGCUGCGUCAUUGAUUGUUCAGCACCAAACAUUUCUGCUCCGGUUCAUUGUUCCCAACCCCAUGGUUUCAGCACUGGGAGACCAGCAACCUCGAUGUGCCCAAGGCAGACACUGCAUAUCUGCAAUAUGCAGCCUGGGGAGCCAAGGAUAACCAGCUGGUGUUCAUCCUGGAUAACGACAUUUAUUAUCAGCCUGGGGUCUCCAGCCGGGCCAAGCGCAUCACCACAUCUGGACGCCAAGCAGUUGUCUUCAAUGGGAUUGCUGACUGGCUAUAUGAAGGAGAUCCUGCAGACUGCCAGCGCUCACUGGUGUUCACCUGAUAGCAUGUGGCUAGCCUAUCUUUCCAUCAACAAUUCCCUGGUGCCAAAGAUGGAGCUGCCCCAGUUUCUUGGAGGAAAAUACCCUGCCAGCCAACACUAUCCCUAUCCUAAGGCCGGACAGCCCAUCCCUUCAGUACAACUCUUUGUGGUGAACCUAUCUGGAGUGCUUCACCUGCUGGAGCUCCUACCUCCGGAAUCCUUCCAGGGCAGGGAAUAUUACAUCACCAUGGUAAAAUGGGUGGGACACUCCCGGUUGGCUGUGCGAUGGUUAAAUAGGCCGCAGAACAUGUCUGUGCUGAGUCUGUGUGAAGCUGCCACAGGGGCCUGCACUGAGAGAUACAAAGUGACAUCAGAUUUCUGGGUGGACAUGAAGGUAAGAGGCUUGAGAUCAUUUUGCUCCUUUAUUAUUCCCUCUGCCAGGCUAGCUACAUUCCCACAUCUCAUCAGGAAAUUGCUAUCUGUCAAUCAACUGACAGACAGACAGACAGACAGAGAGACGGAGGGAGAGUUUUCUUCAAAAUGUCUAUGUCAAUCGUCAUCGCAAACAAUAAAUGAUCAUUCAUUUAGCAAAGGAUGUCAGCAAGGAAUGCCUAUUUUUUCUGAAGAUGCCGAGACCCUUUUUCUGCCGGUGCCUGUGAAACAAGGGCCUCGUGGAGAAUUCCACCAUGUCACCAUGCUUUCCACGCAGCCCAGUCGCAAGGAGAGCAGCGUACGCCUCCUGACCUCUGGGACUUGGGACGUCACCAGGAUCCUGGCCUAUGAUGAGAACAGCAAACGGCUAUAUUUCCUGAGUUCUGAAGACAGGCUCAGCUCUAAACAUUUGUAUAGCGUUGAACUCGACAGCUCCUUCAACCGCACCUGUGUGACCUGCGGCCUGCGCUCCAGCUGCUCCUUUGUAGAUGUCCGUUUCAGCCCCAGGAUGGGGAAUUUUAUAUUGUUCUGCAAAGGGCCUGGGGUCCCUCAAAUCUCUGUUCACCGCACAGCUAACCCCCGUGACUUCCUUCUCCUGGAAGAGAACCGCCCUUUGCAAGAUGCCCUUAUGCAUAAAGAGAUGCCGUUGGUGGAAUUCAGGUUGUAUCGACUUGCUAGCUACGACCUGUCUGUGCGUGUUACCCUGCCGCCGCCGCACCAGUGUGCCUUCUGUCCAUUGCUGCUGCUGCUUCCAGAAUCCCCAGGAGGCCAGCUGGCCACUGAGGAAUUCCACCUUGAUUGGGACACCGUCCUGUCUAGCUCUUUGGGUGCUGUGGUGGUCCAGUUUGAUGCCCGGGGAUCUAGGAACCAAGGACUCAAGCUGCUGCAUGAGGUCAGCCGCCAGCUGGGCUCCUUGGAUGUCAAGGACCAUGUAACUCUCAUGCGGUGGCUGCUGCAGCUUCCCUACGUGGAUCGCAGGCGCACAGCCGUCUACGGGAAGGCCUAUGGAGGCUUUUUAGCACUGAAGCUCAUGGCGACAGCGGAAGACCUCUUUAAAUGCGGAACUGGUGUGGCACCCAUUACUAGCUUCCGUUUCCACGCCGCCACCUUCUCCGAACGCUACCUGGGGAUGCCAGCCCAGGAGGAUGCCGCCUACACGAUGGCCUCUGUGUUGGAGGAAGCUCCCCGCCUCAAGGACAAAAAUGUCCUCCUUGCCCACGGAACUGGAGAUGCCACAGUGCACUUCCAGCAUACAGCUGAACUUCUUAUCCGGCUUCUGGCUGCGGAGUCUAACUACACUACCCAGAUCUACCCAGAUGAAGGCCACACAUUCAAGUCCACCCAGCACCACCUCAGCCAGAGCCUCUUCUCCUUCUUUCGGGGCUGCUUUGAGGACACAAAGCAUUCACAUCUGUUAUCUGAGGAAGAUGAGGACCCGUAGUGUUUUUUUUCCAGUGAGGAUCACCAGCCGCUGCUGAUUUCACUUGAUGUUUUCUUUGCUGUGCUGGCAACUCAUGGCAGCACUUUUGCACAUCCCACGGACCUGCACUUUGUGUGUGUGUGUUCUGCAUUGAGCACAUUGUUUGGUGCUGCUGAUCACGUCCUCCUAAGAACCCCUGCUUUCACUUUAAAAAAAUCCCAACAAGUUUCCACCCCUUGGGACUGUGAGGACAGUUUUUUUAAAAUGUAUGCGUGUGCAUGCGAAUCCCAGAGCCAGGAGAGGGACUUCUAGUGGUCAAGGGAUGGUGGCUAUUUAUUCCAUAUGCCUUACGUAUUCCUUUGCCCAUGCAAAAGAGUAGCAGAGAAGCAUAAUGAGCUAUGAAAUGUGAGCAAACCUAUUCGAAGUCACUCCUGUCGUGUGAGCUUUUAUUGCAACAGAGUAAAGUUUGGGCUCGUUUGCUGCAGAAUUCUCCCCCCCCCUCCCGCCCAGUCUUUUGUACAUACAGCCCUGCAAGGACCAGCAGUUUUGUUAAAGAUCCUUCACCGUUCUUUCCCCCAAAGUUUCCACGAAUGUGGAGAAGCAGUAGAAUAAUAGAAUCAAGGAAUUGUACGGCUGGAAGGCACCCUGAGAAUCACCUAGUCCAACCCUUGCAAUGCAGAAAUAUGCAGCCACCCCAUUAUCAGCACCCUGCUCUAACCAUCCGAGCUAUAUUGUGUAGUUGUUGCAAAAAGACAACCGUAAGCCAGGAAUGUUCUCAAUUGAAACCCUGCUUCCCCAUGAACUUUUGCAUGGUUUUUGCAAAGUUUUUCCUGACACUUUGGCUGUGUGCACAACCAUACUUUCAAAUUAAAAUCAAUUAAAGCACAUGGUUUCCUGAAAAAAUAAUAAUCAUGGGGACUGUAGUUUCCCCCUCGCACACAGCUAUAAUUCCCACCACCCUCAGCAAAUUGGGAUUUUUUUUGUAUUUUAAAUGUAUGGUGCACACACCAUCUUUACCCUACGGCAGGCUGCUGUUCAAAGGAAAGGCACAAAGGUUGCGGGUCCAGG